AUGGAGCAGGAAGAUACGUGGCAGGCUGCGCACCAGUCUCCCACGGAUAAUGAGACGUCAACAAUGUUGCAUAUAUCGGUGCCAUCUGGAAACAAUGGAGUUCAUCAGCCGCUGGCCACUCAACACUUACCGAAUUUGUCCGGGCCUUACGUGUUAUCCAGGCAGAACGAGGGUGAAGGGGAGUCACGGAUCAUUAUGUCACUACCUGAGCAUGGUGCCAGGUACUCCUCCCAACUGACUCCUACACCUUCCCAGAUGUAUUGUCAGCUACCAUCUAACCACCAACCAGGGAGGAUGAUGGAUACAGGAUCCCACAUGAUGCCCUUAGGGAAUCCAGGUACUCUGGGAGUGGCCAUAGCCUUCAGUGAGAAUCUGAUGUCUCAUAGUGGCCUGCCAGGCUCAGCUUCCAGUGGGGUCCCAGUAAUGGCUCACAGCAGUGCCCCACCACUGCCUUUUUCUGUCCCUUCAACAGUACCUGCUACCACAGGAAUAUUGUUGGUUCCAGGCAUGCCUUCCGCUGGGACCCACGCCAUGCCCCCCUCCAUGGAUCAGAUGUUGCACUUAAAUCACUGCAACCUUGGGAUGCCCCCAGCUAGGCUCCAGCCAUUGCCAACUUUAGAAUCCCAGGACUCACUUGUGACCCAGUCAAAUGGCCAGGAAGAACCUUUCGCACGUGAGCAGCCUACACCUGUUCCACAGGGGACAGAUAACCCCAGUGUUCCAGGAAGGGCGCCCAGGAAGCCAUCUCCAGUUUUAAGGCCUUACCUCUGCUCAUACAGCAACUGUGGAAAAGCUUACACCAAGCGCUCUCACCUCGUGAGUCAUCAACGCAAACACACAGGUGAGAAGCCCUUCAUCUGUGAGUGGGAGGGCUGUACAUGGUCUUUCUUCCGCUCUGAUGAGCUUGGACGGCAUAGACGGAUCCACACCAAAGAUCGACCACAUAAAUGCAAAGUGUGUGGCCGACAGUUCAUGAGGUCCGACCAUCUCAAGCAACACCAAAAAACUCAUCAGCGCGUGCCAGAUUUCCCGAUGCCUCAGGCCAACAGUGGACAGACAUAUGGACAGAUAGCUGGUCCUCUUGCUCCUG
Molecule: messenger RNA, 1090 nt
Organism: Cricetulus griseus (Chinese hamster)
Lineage: Eukaryota; Metazoa; Chordata; Mammalia; Rodentia; Cricetidae
Source: RefSeq, a predicted model, not a curated record